GGGGCAGCGAGCAGGGACGCGCCGCUGGGGAAGGCGGCGGAGGGAGGCCCCGGGAAGAGGAGGAAGCCGAGCAAAGGACAUGUAUACCUCUGAGAAACCUUCUCCAACAAGAUACCUUGCUUCAAGACCUGUCUUGGAUUAUAUACAAACAAGUUUCCAGUCAUGAGUGCAGAUGCUGAGCAGGAUGCUGCUAUCAAACUUGCCCAGGAACGAGCAGAGAUAGUUGCCAAGUAUGACAGAGGACGUGAGGGUGCUCAGAUUGAACCGUGGGAAGAUGCUGACUACCGUCUUUACAAAGUCACAGAUAGAUUUGGGUUUUUACAUCCAGAAGAGCUUCCAGUCCAUGAUGUGAUGAUAGAAAAGCAAAAGCACCUUGAAAUUGAAAGAACUACAAAAUGGCUUAAGAUGCUGAAAAGCUGGGAAAAAUACAAGAAUAGUGAAAAGUUUCAUAGGAGAAUUUAUAAAGGCAUCCCACGGCAGUUCAGAGGGCAAGUCUGGUCUUUGUUGCUUGAUGUUCCUAAGAUGAAAGAAGAAAUGAAAGACUUUUAUAAUAAAUUGAAGUGUCAGGCACGAGGGUCUUCACCAGAUAUUCGGCAAAUUGACCUUGAUGUGAACCGGACGUACAGAGACCACAUCAUGUUUCGGGACAGAUACGGUGUAAAGCAACAAUCUUUGUUCCAUGUUUUAGCUGCAUAUUCCAUAUAUAAUACGGAAGUUGGAUACUGCCAGGGUAUGAGCCAGAUCACAGCUUUGCUCCUGAUGUUCAUGAAUGAGGAAGAUGCCUUCUGGGCCUUGGUGAAACUUCUCUCUGGUCCAAAGCAUGCUAUGCACGGUUUUUUUAUACCUGGUUUUCCAAAACUGUUGAGGUUUCAGGAACAUCAUGACAAAAUACUGAAGAAAUUUUUGUCCAAACUUAAGCAGCAUUUGGACUCCCAGGAUAUGCCCACCAGCUUUUACACAACCAAGUGGUUUUUCCAGUGUUUUCUUGAUCGUACUCCCUUUACAUUAAGCCUCAGGAUAUGGGAUAUCUACAUACUUGAAGGAGAGCGGAUUCUCACUGCAAUGUCUUACACAAUUCUGAAACUGCACAGAAAACAUCUGAUGAAAUUACAAAUGGAAGAGCUUGUAGAAUUUCUGCAGGAGUCUUUAGCGAAGGAUUUCUUCUAUGAAGAUGACUUUGUAAUAGAGCAGCUCCAAAAUUCUAUAUCAGAAUUGAAACGAGCAAAGCUGGAUUUACCAGUAGCUGGUAAAGAAGAUGAAUUUCCAAAGAAGCCAUUGGGGCAGAUUCCAUUAGGACCUCUGCCUUCUGUGCUUAAUUCCAGUCCAGUGCUUAAUGGACAGAACAGUACUGGUACUCAAGCAGCAAGGACAGAGAGAAGACCAUCCACAGAAGAAGAACCAGAAAGUUCAGCAAAUGACCGAAAAAUAAUUAAUUCUGUGGAAAAGAAACCUUCCCUAAAACAGCAAAAGAUUCGACCAAUAGGGACACAAAACAGUUUGCCUAAGAAUGAGGUAGAUACCAGAAAAAAGCCUCAGCCAACAGAGCAAGACAACUCGAGUCUAUACAAUAAUGCAGCUGCUAAUCAAAAUUCUAAUGCCACUUCCAAUACAAGACGGGAAUUUGUACCUAAGUGGAAUAAACCGUCUGAUACCAAAAUAAUGGAAAAGACAAUGAAACUCACUGCAGAGGUGAAAGGGAGGCCAGUAAACCAUUCUGUUUUGGGCCCACCACCAGGUCCUGGAGAAAUGCAGCCUUUGAAUGUAAAGCAAAAAGUAAGGGUUUUGGAUGCUGAUGAAGGUAAGCGAGGGUCUAAUGCAUCUCAGUAUGACAAUGUUUCAGAGGAUGAAACUGAGAAUGAGAAUCUUGUUGAAGAUAUGCUUGAGAGAGCUCACCCAGAAAGUCCUAGGCAUGUAGCAUUUUCUAACAGCCCAAGAAAGCAAAUGGAAAAGAUACCACCUCCAUUAAAAAUACCCAAUAAUUACACCUUCACUUCACAGCCCAGAUCUCCAAAAUAUGCAUUUCAGUCUGAUGGUCCAUCUGAUGGACUGAAUGUAAAACAGCCACUGCCAGGUUAUAGUAAUCCCCCUACUUACUAUGGGAAUGUUCCAAAGCAUGUUUCCAGUAUAGGCAAUGCAAGCUCUGCACCUCUGCAUUACCAUGGGAAUCGACCCAGCCCCUCUGGAAGACCGUACGCUCCUUUCAUGUCAGUAGAUUAUUCUCCAAAUAAACUGCAAAUUAAUUCCUAUUCUGCCAGUCGCCAAAAUCCUCUUUCACCAGCCCCUGCUCAGACAGAAGUCACUCCUGUUGAUGCUUACACCAGCAACUCAAGGCCCUCCCCAGGUGUCAAGUUCAUAAUCCCUCCAGUAGAUUAUUUACCAGAGGAGAGAAAGUGGCCGGAUGCCGCCUACGUCUACAGACAUGAACCCUACAGGCAACCCUGGAGCCAAGACCUUAACAAAGGCCACUUGGAUAAUUUCCAGAAAUACCAGCAUUUUCAGUCAACACCUUUACAAGACCGCAGUCUUCCUGCUGUUUCUGUGGAUAGUCCAGUGAGAUACAGGACUUCCCCAACCUUUGAAGAGAAUGGUUCCGCACAGUACCAGUAUCCAAACCCAUCAGCUCAAGCCCAGCACUAUCGGAACAGAACUGAUGGAUUGUCUAUGCAUGAAUCUGUGCUUCUCUGAGAAUCUGGCUAUGCUUAGUAAAAUGGCAGCAACCAAAACCAGCUGAACAGUACUGCGUCAGUAGUAGUCCACCUCAGUUCUCUGAAAUGUGAAUGGUUCAUGUGAGUUCAAAAGUGACGACACUAUUUCAGAGAUGUUUCAGACUCUGGCUGAAAGCUGGUGGAGUUCUUGGACUUGCAUGGAAGCUACUGGAAGUGAUCUAAUGCACAUAGACAUAGCAAUAAGCUCAUACACACCAUGUGGUUCAUGCUGUUAUUGCUCCUUACAUAUUUGAAUAACUUGUGUUACAAUCCUGCUUAAGACCUGUAACACACUGAAAAGUUUUAUUUUGACUGACAUUGUUAAUGCACUGUACAGAUGUGUAUGUGUGUCUGUGUGACUGUGCACUUACAGUACACAAACUCAUACGGAAAAGAGCUAAAGAGUUUAAAUGCAUUUAACUUCGGGCAAAGCUUGUGAAGUACUUUUUUUUCAUAUUAAUUUUUCUUUGUAAUUUAUUUGGGAAGCCAUUCAUUUUGAAUGGGAAUUUCUGUCAUUUUUAUACAGCUGCCUCAGCAUCCCAGUAUCUGUUCUGGGCAGGAGAGAUGCUUUGGGAUCAUUAAUUUAAUCAUAUGUGAGAGUUAAUUUCCUCUCCUUUGACUACUGUUUGUCAUUUUCCUCAGCAGGAAGGAGCAGGCAGGCAAAAGCAGAAAGCCAAAAAUGUCUCUCUAAUCUGGCUAAGAAAUGGUGCUUAAAUUCAGGGCAGUGUUUAGGGGUUUUGUAAGUGCAUUGAAAGGGGAGAAUUUGUACCUUCUCACCCAAAUCUACCUUUAGAAUGUUGUUCUAUAUGCAAAAGACUGGAGCACCUUGAGACUAAUGCCAGAUACAGAAAUGGUGCUGCACCCUUCACUUUUUGCCAUGCUGUGCUGUCAGACUAAAACUGGUUGCAGGGCCAAAUCUCACAGGUAUCAGAGAAUUGCACAGCUUGUUGACAUCUCUGUGAAGUGCAUGCAGGAGUUUGAGCUUUGCUCCAAUAUUGAUAUUCCCCGAGGUGUGUGAGUAUGCAGUGUCCCUUCUCUUAAGCUUUUGUGGAGUGGAUUCUGUUGUGUUUUGCCCUUUUUCCCCCCCCAAAUUGCUGGCAGGUUCCUGUCUGUGAUGGGGUGUGUGCUGCUGUGCUGUCGCGGUGUUUCACACUAAAAUGACCCUGACUGUUGUUAACGGGAACCUUAAACUCCUGCUGAUUUAAGUAAUUCUAAUUAGUGUUUGCAGCCUUUUUCUCCUUCGUGUUUUCCUUUCUUUGACUGUGAAUUGGGGGUGGAAUUAAAAGCAGGUGAAGAGGCACAUGUAGGAUGGAGUCCUGUGAGCUGCGGGAGCGCUGACCUCUCACCGAGAGCUGAGGCAGAGGAGGGUCUCGCCAGGAGAGGUCCUUGGAGUGCUGAACAGAGAGAUUUCUCUAAUACUGAAGUACUGAACAUUGGUAUCAACACCAGUUUGGAAGGUUGUCCUGUUCCCUUUUGUUUUCUAAGGUUUGUUAACUGAAAACAUAGAAAUGGACAUUAUUUUUUUUUUUUCCUUUAAAGAAUGAGCUUUAGUGCCUAUUAUUUCUGCAGAUUUGCUCUGUAAGUUUUAAGGUACAGAAGUAAAAAAAUUUUUACAAAUGGAAGUAACAUUUGCUUAGUAUGUUUCAAGAAAACAUUUUUUUUGUGUGUAUAUAAUGUGUUUGAUGUAAUUUUUAAUAACUGGGCAAUUUUAUAUUUUGAAAAUUGCAAACUGCAGCAAAGUAACUGUAGCCAAGCACUACACUGAAAUUCUAAACUAAAAUUGUGAAGAUAAAUA
Messenger RNA from Cinclus cinclus, 4500 nucleotides. RefSeq names its product USP6 N-terminal like (gene USP6NL). The transcript has 15 exons. Bases 163 to 2685 code for a protein of 840 amino acids. The record is from RefSeq and is a predicted model, not a curated record. NCBI's taxonomy places the organism in Eukaryota, Metazoa, Chordata, Aves, Passeriformes, Cinclidae.